UUAAUUAGAUGAUGGAUUUUUGAUAGUUGGUGAAUCUUUCGAGGGAUUUUUUUAGUGUAAAGUGUGCGCUCCGUUGUAGCAUUGUGAUUGUCAAUCUUUUUGUGUUGGUUUUUAGUGUUGGAAUGAUAAAUGAUAUUUGACUUUUGUUGAUUUUAAGGAUAAAUUGGUUUAUAAGAGACUUUCAAGAGUUUACUGAUGGAUGGAACUGCUCAAGAAUUUCCUCAAAUGCUGUUUUUUUCGAGGCAGUAUCUGAAUAGACACAUUUGGAAUGAACUGUUGAUAAAAUGUGAGCUUCCGGCGUCAAAUUGACGCGAAAUGAAGAAAUUGCUGUAAAAAUGCAAAACGCAUGGAGCGUCGACAGAUCGAACCCGCGCCCGACGCACUAUUAGCCGACGAAAAUACCGACAUCGUUUCAAAUCCUGCACAAAAUGUUGCCGAUUUAGCCGAAAAAGAAAAGAUUGACGAGGAAACCAAGUCUGGUGGGGAAUUGAAAAAUGUAGCUGCAGGUGGUACAUCGACAGCAAAACAUUCUGUCGAUAACAUUAUAGGUGAACAGUUGAAUUUAACGAUUUCACACAACAUAGUUAACUCGAGUACCAGAAAUAUCGAUACAGAGACUACUAUUGAAAGUUUGGAGACGACUUUGGAGGCGACUGAUGUCACCAAAGCAUCAUCAGAUAGUGGUUUAUCCAUGGUUAACGGUAUCGUGAACGAAAGUGUUUUAAACACUCAGAUGCAAAAUCCAAGUCCAAACAACCAUACCGUACAAAGAAAAAUCGGUCUAGCCAGUCCACCAUCUAAAAACCAUCGACUAAGCAUCCCCAAUAAUUUUCAAACCAUCUCGAUUCCCCAACAACGUAGAACAAGUGCACCCCCAUCACAAAUAUUACAAACACAAAUCAGUGAUUCUUUUAUAUCGAGUGAUACAGUGGCUUUGCAAAGUGAUGUGAAUGAAGACAAAGUUUUCUCGAGGACUGUUGGAGGAGGAUUUUUGGAGCAGGAUGAUAGUGGAGGUGAACUUUUGAAGGGAUUUGUUACUGUUCAUAUAUUGCUGGACAGGAACAAGUUGGAGAGGGUGCUGUUUAGCCCCAAUCAGGAGCAAAAAGCCAUCAUAGAAGUUCUAAGAUCAGCUUCUGGAGCUUCUGCAAGUGACGUCAUCAAACUGUACGACCAAUCAGGACGUUGCGUUCAAAUCACGCCGAAUUUGAAGACUGAGGGUCAAAAUUAUCAUCUGCAGGUAUCAAAAUACCCAGUAUCGCCAAAUGCAUCAAAAAUCUCAUCACCGGCCUCGAAAUUCAUCAACUCCGAACUCUCGCACGAGUUAGACGUCAUCUUACAGAAAAUAAUAUCACUAGAACGUUGCCUAUUCCCACUGCGAACCGGUCUGCCAUCGAAGCCAUCAUUUCACGAAGGCGUCCUGAAGAGCCCCAAACAACAGAAUCAAUCGCCCAUCACCGCCACUAGUCACGGUUCGAAUUCUAGUCAUAACAGCAACUGUGAUAUAAGGGAGGAAAAGGAAGAAGGGUUGGAUAGGCUGAGUGGUAAUCAAAGAGGCGGUAAUAAGGAUGGUUCAAGGGAGCAAUUAAAUAAUAAAAAUCACUGUGAUACUACUGGAGCGAAGGACAAUCAAAUUAUUAGUAUUAGUAGGGCUUCCAAGGAUUUGGAGGUCGCCAGGAGCUAUUCGGAGGAGGAAAGGGAGAAGAGGGACGAGCAGGAGAGGCUGAUCAAGCAGCUCGAAAUGCUGAGCACGAGGAUACAGGCGCUGACGACGAGGGCUAACGAGAUCGGAGCGGAAUGGAUAGGAUGCGGUGUCGGUGUCCAUUGCGCUGGUGCGUUCAGGGAACAAUUUUCAAGAAGAAGAAUCAGUCUGCCGAAACACACAGAGGUCAAAGCCAAAUUUACAAUGAUAUGUGAUACGGCGAGUGCGACGUUUUCCCAGGAGACUCUGCAGUCGCUGCGGCUGCCCGCCUUCGACAGCUACGCCUGGUCGGACGAGCAGCUGCUGCUCCUGCUCCACGGAAUGUUCACGGAAUUGGAAUUGACUUCAACGUUUCGGAUAAAGGAUGCCGUUCUUCGCCAGUUUUUGUACGAGGUCUAUAAGCAUUACAACGAGGUGCCGUUUCAUAACUUUCGGCACUGCUUCUGCGUCGCACAAAUGAUGUACUCGAUGGCCUGGAAAGUUGAUCUCAUAUCCCGAUUGGGCCACCUGGAAGUCCUAGUCCUUCUAGUUUCUUGCAUUUGCCACGACUUGGAUCACCCCGGUUAUAAUAAUAUUUAUCAAAUAAAUGCCAGGACGGAAUUGGCCAUUAGAUAUAACGAUAUUUCGCCCUUGGAAAAUCAUCAUUGCUCUGUAGCAUUUAGGAUAUUAGAGUUAGCUGAAUGUAAUAUAUUAGAAGGACUUCCAUCGGAUACUUAUAGGCAAGUUCGAGAGGGCAUCAUUCGAUGUAUCUUGGCAACGGAUAUGGCAAGGCACAAUGAAAUCUUAGCCCAGUUUCGGGACGUCACACCUUGUUUUGAUUAUGAUAAUAAAACACACACAAAUCUGUUAUCGAUGGUGAUGAUCAAAGUGGCAGAUAUAUCGAAUGAAGCUCGACCAAUAGAUGUUGCCGAACCUUGGCUGGAUAGGCUAUUACAGGAAUUUUUUGCUCAAAGUGCUGCAGAAAAACAGGAAGGUCUUCCCGUAACGCCUUUUAUGGAUCCUGAUAAAGUCAGCAAGCCUUCAAGUCAAGUCAGGUUUAUCGGACUUGUGUUAUUACCUUUGUUUGAAGCUUUGGGUGAACACAUGCCAGAAUUACAGGAUUUGAUCGUCCAACCCGUUCGAGACGCUCUAGAGUAUUACCGACGACUAAACGAAGCAACAAGAGAAGGCAGGUCUAGAAAAUCUCUAGGAGAUGGCUUAGAACCCGCAAACGCUUCCCAAAGCAUCCACUCCCCCACAGGUUCUCAAACAGGCCCACAGACCACUCACAACGUCCGAUCAAGGCGCAGUUUGGUUCCAAGAAUGUCUUUGUCGAUAUCUCGAAGCACCGAGACUCACAUAGAUGACAAUCAAGUUAUAACAAUCGAUCCUGCCAGCAAGACUGUCACUCCUGAGAUGGCUCAGGAUCACCAUAUUCCUUCGACUCAUGAUAUAGAGAGAUUUAUGAAAAACAGGAGGAUGGAUGAAGGUGAUGAAAUUGAUGCAGAUGAUGGUAGGGAAGGAGCAGAUGAUGAUGAUUUUGAGGAGAACGAUAGCGGGGACUCGGAGACUGCGACGGAAGUCGAGGUUUCGGAGAAGACUUUGAAGUUCAAGAUUGCUACGGAGGGCGGUGGUAGCAGUAUGGAUAGGAGAAACAGUAGGAUUGGUAUCCCAUCGCGUAAAAACAGCCAUGAGCGUUGUACUCUAAGCCAUGCGUUCGGAAAUGCAUCUUAUUCUUUGGAUUUACAAAAAUAUGACUAUCGAAGAGGCUCUUUGGGGCCCAGUUCUUCAGGAGGCAGUCUCGGAAACUUUUGUUCAAACUGCCAGACUUUGGAAAAUACUAACAGAUGCUGCAGGGUUGCUCGUAAUAGUGACGGCAGUGUAAGAUCACCUUGCAGCGAUACUUGUCAAAGAUCUCAAGGUUCAGCAGGAUCUCAUUCUGUUCGACAGAUAAGUGAAGAAUUUGAACCAGAAACUGAGGAAGACCAGAAAGGAUCAGACUCGAUAAAGCAAACUAAAUCACCAGAUCAAACUGAUACUAAAGCAAACUUAUCGACGUCUAAUGAUCAACAAAGUGUCGUCCAGGUUCCAAAAGAUGUGGAAACUAAAUUAGAAUCUAAUGAUGAUAAAUCUCAGGACCAACAACAGGCUUUAUCACCAAAUCCUGAUGAUUCCCCAACCAAACAAAAUUUUGAUGAGAUAACUAUCGAUAAGACUAUACCUGUAAAACAAGAACUGAUCCAGCAGCAACCAGCACCACCACGAAGUCUUUUUGCACGUCUAAAAAAUUUCACAGACCGCCUAAGUCUAAGUUUCGAUAAACAAUACACAAGUCGCAAUAACAAUACGAGUGAUGAUGUUUUUCGAGAAAACAAUCUAACAGCAACCAGGGCAUCGACUUUACCCAAAAGCAAACGUGUCGAGGCGAGAAAGACUUGGAAAAUUUUAAUGUAUAAUAAAGAUAGAAACACGACGAAUAGUAUAGACGUGUUGACUGAUGUCGUUGAUAAUAAUCAGUCGAAGGAUAAUAAAGAAAAGGUGGAAAUUUGACAAAGAACCAGUUUGGAUGAUGCUUUUGAUGAUCGGAGUGGCUUUGGUUAUAUAUUCUGUAGGUGCUGUUCGAAUAGAAGAACUAUGCCAGUGGACACGGUGU
Messenger RNA from Ctenocephalides felis (cat flea), 4331 nucleotides. RefSeq lists its product as uncharacterized. Lineage: Eukaryota; Metazoa; Arthropoda; Insecta; Siphonaptera; Pulicidae. The coding region runs from base 347 to 4228 and encodes 1293 amino acids. The transcript is spliced from 16 exons. Gene Ontology annotation, molecular function: 3',5'-cyclic-GMP phosphodiesterase activity. Gene Ontology annotation, biological process: cGMP catabolic process. The record is from RefSeq and is a predicted model, not a curated record.